Molecule: messenger RNA, 1382 nt
Organism: Gloeophyllum trabeum ATCC 11539
Lineage: Eukaryota; Fungi; Basidiomycota; Agaricomycetes; Gloeophyllales; Gloeophyllaceae
Product: acetyl-CoA acetyl transferase
Exons: 5
Coding region: 48-1298 (416 amino acids)
Biological process (GO): phenylacetate catabolic process; fatty acid beta-oxidation
Cellular component (GO): peroxisome
Molecular function (GO): acetyl-CoA C-acyltransferase activity
Source: RefSeq, a predicted model, not a curated record
GUCCGUCGUGCAAGACACUCUUUCUCCCCGUCUGCACACAUCAAGACAUGGCUGCUGCUAUCGCGCAAAAGGUUUCUCAGCUGGCGGGGACGAGCGGGAAGGCGAAGGUGCUCGCGCAGAGCGACGACGACGUCGUGGUGGUCGCGGCGGUGCGGUCUGCCAUCACCAAGGGCAAGAAGGGGGGCUUCAAGGACACGCGCCCUGAAGAGAUCCUCUCCGCCGUGCUCCGCGCCGCGUACACCAAAGUCGGCCUCGACCCCAAGCUGGUCGGGGACAUCUCAGUAGGGAAUGUGCUUCCCCCUGGAGGAGGCGCGACCGCGGCGCGCAUGGCCGCUCUGCACGCGGGUAUCCCCAACACGACACCUAUCAACACCGUCAACAGACAGUGCUCGUCGGGGCUGACCGCGAUCAGCCAAAUUGCGAACGAGAUCAAGGUCGGGCAAAUCGACAUCGGCAUCGGCGCGGGUGUGGAGUCGAUGACUUUCGGCUACGGCGGCGCCGCGAUGCCCGACGGCUGGUCCGAGGCCGUCCUCUCGAACAAAGAAGCCGAGGACUGCCUCAUCCCCAUGGGCAUCACGUCCGAGAACGUCGCGAAGGAGUUCGGCAUCUCGCGCGCCGUGCAGGACGCGUUCGCGGCCGCGUCGUUCCAGAAGGCCGCCGCCGCGCAGAAGGCGGGAAAGUUCAGGGCGGAGAUCGUGCCCGUCAAGGUCAAGUGGACGGACCCGAAGACGGAGCAGGAGAGGGAGAUCGUCGUCGACGCGGACGACGGCAUCCGGGACGGCGUCACGGCGGAGAGCCUGGCGAAGCUCAAGCCGUCAUUUUCCAAGGACGGCACUACGCAUGCAGGGAACGCAUCGCAGGUCUCCGACGGCGCUGCUGCAGUCCUCCUCGCCCGCCGCUCGGCAGCGAAGCGUCUCGGCCUCCCCAUUAUCGGGAAAUACGUCACCUCAGCCGUCGUCGGCGUGCCCCCGCGGAUCAUGGGCGUCGGCCCAGCCUUCGCCAUCCCCAAAUUGCUCGAGCAGACCGGCCUGAGCAAGGAUGACAUCGACUUCUACGAGAUCAACGAGGCCUUCGCGAGCCAGGCCGUGUUCUCGAUCCAGCACAUCGGGAUUCCCUUUGAGAAGGUGAACCCGAACGGCGGCGCGAUCGCGAUGGGCCACCCCCUGGGCUGCACUGGCUCAAGACAGGUCGCGACCGGUUAUAACAUCGCCAAGCAGACCGGUGCGAAGCUGUUCGUCACGAGUAUGUGUAUUGGCUCAGGGAUGGGUAUGGCUGCUCUCUUCGUGAACGAGCAAUGAGGAUCCGGAGCUGCGGGAGGUGGUUAGGUCUUCACCGUGUACAUAUUGUAUAUCUCAAUCUAUAAUCUCAGUUCUCGAAGCUGC